Molecule: messenger RNA, 1547 nt
Organism: Episyrphus balteatus (marmalade hoverfly)
Lineage: Eukaryota; Metazoa; Arthropoda; Insecta; Diptera; Syrphidae
Product: dynein regulatory complex subunit 2
Exons: 6
Coding region: 148-1542 (464 amino acids)
Biological process (GO): regulation of cilium movement; axonemal dynein complex assembly; cilium-dependent cell motility
Cellular component (GO): axonemal dynein complex; axoneme
Source: RefSeq, a predicted model, not a curated record
UCAAUGCUUCUUAUUUUUAAACAUCAUCAUAAACGAACUUGUAGAAUACUUUGAUAAGAAAGAGAGGUUAUGAAAUGUGUUUUCAUUUUUGAAGAAAAAGUUAGAAGUACUUCUUAAAUCUCAAUCCAUCAAAUCACUCAACUUAAAAUGAAUGAAACCAUAAAUAAAACUGAGACCAACAAAGAAGAUGGCUCGACUAAAAAAAAGAAAAAGCCCAAAAUUAGCAAAGCUGAAAAAAGACGUUUAAAACUUUUAGCAGCAAUGGAUCUCAAAAAGCGUUUAAUGAAAGAACAACUUCUUCGUGAAUUAGAAUUGACAAAAAACUCUUCAAAGCAAGGCAAAUUGAAAUGGGAAGAAAUUUGCAAAGAUAUUAAAGUUAAAGAAUUUCGUGAAGAAAUUCAAGAAUGGAGUGAAAAAACUGAAAGAAUUUUACAAAAGAAAGAUGAAAAAAUUGAUAUGUUGAUGAAAAAUAUUGAAGAAACUCAGGAAAUGCAUGAGCGGAAUUUUUGUCAACAUUUAGAUCAGCUAGAGUAUUUGACAAAUUGUCAUCAAACUCUUCGUGAAACUGCCACAGAACUAUACAACAUGCAAGCCUCGGAUUUAAUUCAAGACUUCUUCGAUGAAAUCAGUGGGAUUCAAGAAGUUCAAGAAAAAACUAAACUUAACAUCGAAAACAUCAUGCAUACAACAAAUAUUGAUGUUAAAAAAAGGCUCCGGGAAAAUUAUGAGCUUUAUAUGGAAAGAAAUUUUGACGAAGUUACUUCUGAGAUUGAAACUCGUUACAUUCUUCGUGACAGGACUGUUCAAAAAAUGAAUGACUUACAAAAACAACUCUUGAAUUGGGUAAAAGAUCUACAAGGUGAUCUAGUGGAUGUUAGGAAGACUGAAAACUUUUUAAAUUUCAUGCAAAGACAGAAGAACUAUGUCGUUGAAGCAAAAAGGCUUAACGAAAUUGAACGUUCGAGUCAGAAGACAAUUUCGGAAUUGCAACAGGAACUAUUGCAUAUUGAAGCUGAAUCGAAUCGAAAAGUUUAUGGAUUGAAACUGGAACAGGCUUAUUUUUUGAAUGUUCGAUCGAUCAUUAAGAGUUCGAUAGAACGUGAUAAAAUUUUAACGCAUGAAAAGAUGUUAAAAGUGUCGAGUGAGAGCUAUGAAGUAAUUAAGAAAUUGAAAGAGCGGGUCAAUUAUGGAGAACUUUUGCUAAAGUUAGCAGCUUGUUGUAGGAAGUAUCAGACUGAAAAGGAGAAGGUUAUUCCGUUUCAAUAUUCUCAAGAAGAAGACGAAGAAGAGGCGCGGUUGAACAUGAAUUCUGAUAUUGCAAAGCUUUUGGACAUUUCUGAGGAGGAACUGACAGACGAAAUGAACAUUAUGAAAAACUUCUGGCGUCGUUGUUCCGAUGUCAGGUAUCACAAUCUUCUUCUAAAAAAAGAUCAAGCCAAACUUACCGAAGAAAAUGAAAAAUACCGAAACAUUAUUCGUUCAAUGAAGAAAUCCGGUGAUGUUCAAGACAUUUUACAAGCUUUGAAAAUAAAACAAGUUUAAAUCAA